This is a messenger RNA of Telopea speciosissima, 874 nucleotides long. RefSeq names its product 2-Cys peroxiredoxin BAS1, chloroplastic-like. Lineage: Eukaryota; Viridiplantae; Streptophyta; Magnoliopsida; Proteales; Proteaceae. The record is from RefSeq and is a predicted model, not a curated record. Gene Ontology annotation, biological process: hydrogen peroxide catabolic process; response to oxidative stress; cell redox homeostasis. The transcript is spliced from 8 exons. Bases 58 to 864 code for a protein of 268 amino acids. Gene Ontology annotation, molecular function: thioredoxin peroxidase activity.
CCUUUUCUCCGCCAACGAGAGGUUGAGAGCGAGUAAGGGAGAGUUCCCAUUGCAGCCAUGGCUUGCGCAGCUCCUUCUGCCAUUCACUCCUCGAGCCCUGCUACGUUUUUAUGCAAAUCUGCGAAGCCCAUGGCUUCCAUGCUUCCUUCAUCCCAAACCCUAACCAUCCCCAGAAGCUUCAACGGUCUUCGGCGGCCCUUCCACUGUCGCUCUUCUAGGCCAAUUUCUUCCCGCAGAUCUUCUUCGAGAAGGAGCUUCAUUGUAAAUGCUAGUGAACUCCCACUGGUUGGUAAUGUUGCUCCAGAUUUUGAAGCUGAAGCAGUUUUUGAUCAAGAGUUCAUUAAGGUCAAGCUAUCGGAAUACAUUGGAAAGAAAUAUGUGAUUCUCUUUUUCUAUCCUCUGGAUUUCACAUUUGUUUGCCCCACUGAGAUCACUGCUUUCAGCGACCGAUACUCUGAUUUUGAGAAGUUAAACACAGAGAUACUUGGUGUCUCCAUUGACAGUGUGUUCUCGCACCUUGCAUGGGUCCAAACAGAUAGGAAGUCUGGUGGACUUGGUGAUCUGAAAUAUCCAUUGAUUUCUGAUGUGACUAAAUCAAUUUCAAAAUCUUAUGAUGUAUUGAUCCCCGAUCAGGGAGUAGCAUUGAGGGGACUUUUCAUUAUUGACAAGGAAGGAAUUAUUCAACACUCUACCAUUAACAAUCUGGCCAUCGGCCGUAGUGUUGAUGAGACAAUGAGAACACUGCAGGCAUUGCAGUAUGUACAAGAGAAUCCAGACGAGGUUUGCCCAGCUGGGUGGAAGCCUGGAGAGAAGUCCAUGAAGCCAGAUCCCAAGCUUAGCAAGGAAUAUUUUGCAGCAAUAUAACAGAAACAAA